UGCCUUAAUGCAAAUGCUUCAGAAGUUUUUCAAGCCUGUAGGAUUUGUCACAAUCGCUACCUUGUUUCAUCUGUCCCCCUCCCUAGCAUUGAAGAACAAAGACCUUCCAGUGCCAGCGGGGCUGGAGCACAGCGGCAGCGUGGGCACAUGGAGAAAGACCUUAAUGCAAAGUUUAUUAUUUCAAUGGAAAAAAAUAAAACGACAAUCACAAACUUAAAGGUACCAGAGGGUGGUACUGGAGACACAGGACGAGAAAGAACUAAGACAUUCACCUAUGAUUUUUCCUAUUUCUCAGCAGACAGUAAAAGUCCCAGCUUUGUUUGUCAAGAAAUGGUUUUCAAAAAUCUUGGUACAGAUGUGCUUAAAUCUGCUUUUGAAGGUUAUAAUGCUUGUGUUUUUGCAUAUGGACAGACUGGAUCCGGGAAGUCCUACACCAUGAUGGGAAAUGCGGGUGAUGAAGGUUUAAUACCUCGAAUUUGUGAGGGAUUAUUCAGCAAAAUAAGUGAAAAAACAAAGCGGAAUGAGGCAUCCUUUCGAACAGAAGUCAGUUAUCUGGAAAUUUAUAAUGAACGUGUGAGAGAUCUUCUCAGACGAAAGUCAUCAAAAACUAAUAAUUUACGAAUACGAGAACAUCCAAAAGAAGGGCCGUAUGUUGAGGAUUUGUCUAAACAUCUAGUGCAAAAUUAUACUGAUGUAGAGGAACUUAUGGAUGCAGGAAAUAUAAAUAGAACGACGGCUGCAACUGGAAUGAAUGAUGUCAGUAGCAGGUCGCAUGCCAUUUUCACGAUCAACUUCACUCAGGCUAAAUUUGAUUCUGAAAUGCCUUGUGAAACUGUUAGCAAGAUUCAUUUGGUAGAUCUUGCUGGAAGUGAGAGAGCAGAUGCCACCGGUGCCACAGGGGUUAGAUUAAAGGAAGGAGGGAAUAUUAACAAAUCUCUAGUUACUCUGGGAAAUGUGAUUUCUGCCUUAGCUGAUUUAUCUCAGGAUGCAACAAAUCCUCUUUCAAAGAAGAAACAAGUAUUUGUGCCUUACAGGGACUCUGUGUUGACUUGGCUGUUAAAAGAUAGCCUAGGAGGAAACUCUAAAACUAUAAUGAUUGCCACUAUUUCACCUGCUGAUGUCAAUUACGGAGAAACUUUAAGUACACUUCGCUAUGCAAAUAGAGCCAAAAACAUCAUCAACAAGCCUACUAUUAAUGAGGAUCCUAAUGUCAAACUGAUCCGUGAGCUGAGAGCUGAAAUAGCCCGAUUAAAAGCCCUGCUUGCUCAAGGGAAUCAGAUCGCACUUUUGGAUUCUCCAACAGCUUUAAGUAUGGAAGAAAAGCUUCAGCAGAAUGAAGCAAGGGUACAAGAACUGACCAAAGAGUGGACAAACAAGUGGAAUGAAACGCAAGAUAUUCUGAAA
Pelecanus crispus (Dalmatian pelican) is the source of this 1404-nucleotide messenger RNA. The record is from RefSeq and is a predicted model, not a curated record. NCBI's taxonomy places the organism in Eukaryota, Metazoa, Chordata, Aves, Pelecaniformes, Pelecanidae.